UCAAUUCGAUUACUUAAGUGGAUUUUUGGCUGCGUGUGAACGUAUACUUCAGUUUUUGGAGGUAUUGUGAUGCUCCUCCUUGUCACAAGAUGGCGAUAUACAGCAGCUCGUUGUGGUCGCAUUGAACGAAAAUGGAGGCUGUAAGUGAGGAGAAGGUGUCAAUCCCAUUUGGAUCCAAAUCUCUGGAAGGUGUUCUCACGGUUCCUGAAUCAGAUCGUGUACAAACAGCUCUCAUACUCACACAUGGAGCAGGGGGAAAUAUGAACCUGAAGUCAUUAAUGUCACUGGCACAAGCAGCCGCCAUGUCUGGUCUGCUUUGCCUCCGAUUCACAUGCAAAAGCCUGAACCUGGCGCACAGAGUGAGGGCGUAUGAAGCAGUCGUGGUGUACAUGAAAACACUUGAUAGAUUUCCACUGAAUAAUGUUUUCCUUGGGGGACGUUCGAUGGGAGCUCGAGCUGCUGUGGCUCUGGGCAGACAGUUGUGUGUCAAGAAAGAGGUUAAUGUCCAAGGUCUGUUGUGUGUUUCUUUCCCCCUACAUCCUCCUGGCCAAACACAUGCUCAUGUUAAACGUAGUGAGGACCUCAGAGCACUUUUCCACAUUCCUGUGCUGUUUGUAUCUGGGACUGCAGAUAACAUGUGUAAACGGCAACUUCUGGAACAUGUUGUGGAGGAUAUGGAGAGCCCAUGCUCUCUGCAUUGGGUAGAGGGAGCUAAUCAUGGGCUGGCUGUGAAGGGGAGAACUGAGGAUUCUGUCUUAGAUGAGGUCAACUCACAAAUCAUUACAUGGAUACUAAAACAUGUCUGAAAUUAGAUGCUAUACUGACAUGACUGAUUUUUUUUAUGCUGCAACCAUUUUUUAUAAAUAAAAUAAAAUCUUAAAAUUGUG
Messenger RNA from Silurus meridionalis, 887 nucleotides. It is a transcript of the gene tex30, whose product is annotated as testis expressed 30. The record is from RefSeq and is a predicted model, not a curated record. The transcript is spliced from 5 exons. NCBI's taxonomy places the organism in Eukaryota, Metazoa, Chordata, Actinopteri, Siluriformes, Siluridae. Bases 132 to 806 code for a protein of 224 amino acids.